GGUACCUGUUCCACAACCAUAAAUCACUUCGCUCAUGACAACGAACCAGCAAAGUUGUUCAAUCCCAAAGGUUGUGAAUAAUUGUCAUAAAAAUUUUAUAUUUGUGUAAAAAGUUCUUAAUAAAAUUUGUCGACUUUUAGUAAUUUGAUACGAAGAUCACUUCAGGACCACUUGAAAUUUUGAUCAUGGAUAAUUUGGAGAAUAAUAGAGGUGACGACGCCAGAGGUGACGAAGCUAGAGUUGACGAGUCCAGAGGUGACGACGCUAGAGUUGACGACGCCAGAGGUGACGACGCUAGAGGUGACGAUGCCAGAGGUGACGACGCUAGAGGUGUCGAUGCCAGAGGUGACCACCAUGCCAACGCUAAUGGACAUCUUGUCGUCAACCUACCCGAGCUUUUGGCCAAAGUUAUGGCCUUCCUCCCGAAAUCUGACCUCCUCACGUGCACCCGAACCAACUCCAUGUGGGAAAAGGAAGCCCGUCUUCGUCUCCUGGCUCACACCAGACUCAGGCUAACUGCCCGCAAUAUCCAACACCAUCAGGACAUCGUUGCAGUUCGAGGAAAUUGUCCAAAACAACUUGACCUCAUUCGAUUCCGAAAUCUCUCCCGCGAAGCCGCCUUUGCCGAUUUGAUCGCCAAAACCGGCCACAACAUCAGCCACGUGAACGUCGCCCUGCCCCUGCCAAACCCCACGAGUCGUCAAUAUUUGGAACACUUGGCGAAUUCCUUCCCAAUGCUGACCACUUUGAAACUUACUCUUUGCCCAAGAAAGUUUGCAAUUUACCCUUAUUUAACAAAAUCUCCGUCAAACCUUCCCAAUUUUGCGAAACUUCGAAAACUCGUAAUCUUAUCGUCCUCCAAGAGAAAAGGUAGGGCCAAGGUUGACUUCCAAUUUGUCCAACGGAUACCCGACUUAGUCUCCCUGUUCCCGAAUUUGAAAUCCGUUUCCUGCUUCUUUGGUGGCCAAUCCAUCCCGGAAACUUUGGUCAAUUCCUUCUUCCUGAAGUUGAUGUCGCUUCGAAUAAUAAAUAUCGCUAUCAGAACGCCAAACACGCCAAAUGUUGAACGUCUUACCCGUCUAGAAGUAGGUGAUUAUUUGCGUAACAGACACCUUUUGUCGCAAGUGCUAAAUAUUGUUGCUAAAAAUUUGCAAUAUUUAAAAAUCUCUGAAGUGAACAAUUCGAACGUUUAUCCUGUAACGGAUAUCCGCUUUGAAAAGGAAAUAGUGCUUCCCGUCAUGCCAAACUUGAAAGUUUUUGAAUUUUUACAAAAUUCCGCAGUCCGUCGGAAGAAGUGGAAAAGUAACGUGUACACGCCGCACAUAGGGUUGAAGUUUGUAGGCAGCAGUGACGCGGACAAUGAUCCGCGAAUCGUUUAUGGGGAGCAGUUUCCCGUCCUGAGGAAAAUUAAGAUUUCGACGCGAGACCCGAAUGAAGAGACGCAUUGCUACACGGCCAGCCUUACUCCGAGGAACGUGUUAAGGGAGCAGGAAUUUUUUGAGACGUCGGUGUCAUUUUUGUUUAAUUCGUUCAUUCAUCGGAGCAAUUCGAGGUGUUUGACGUUGAAAGAGUUGGAUGUCGCGUUCCCGCCGGAGGACCAUUUUUCGCUGUUGGAGAUGAAGAAGUGCAAGUGUGGGGAUCAGCCGCAUUCCUGCUACUCCUACGAGUGGAGGCCUGCCUCCUACUUUUGGGAAUGGGUGAUCGCCAUGUUUCCCAAUGUGGAGAGAUAUGCGGCCAUGGGGGAUGUUGGGGAAGAGAUGGUUGAGGAUGAUGACCCUUGGCCGGUGUAAUUAUAGAUUUUGAUGAGCUUUUGGAUACGAAUCCCAUGUUGGCAGUAAAAAACAAUUUUAAUUGGAUUUUCAUAAUUUUAAUUAUACCUAUGUAGAAAUUUAUUUUAUCGUAUACGACAUUGAGCUGAGUUUUUUUUAAUUUGUUCAACAUUUUCUAAAUUAUUAUAACCACGGGUAUGUAUGUAUAUCUUCGUAAAAGUAAAAAUUUUAAUAAGGUUGAAUUUGAUAUUGAAUUUAAUAUUAAAAAAUGCUCAAAAAUUGUUCGACGAUAAUUUUUGGGACACUUUCUGUAUAUUCGUGCCAAAUUAUAUAAAAAUUCAUUUACAACUUUGAAUUACAAGUACAUGUGUGUAAAUAAAAUGCUGGUUAAUAUUCGUCUCAUUUUUCGAGAUCAAUUUAUGUUUUAUCUAUUUACAAUGAAAUGUUUUCUUAAAGUUAAGUAUUUGUAAUCCUAUAUUCAAGUGCUACUUAAUAGAUAUCAAUUACAUAUGUAUCUGCUUACAAGUUAUUUUACAAACCUUGACACCACACGAUAAAAUAUGUAAGAAUAAAGUGGCAACCAGUAUUUAUAAGAA
This is a messenger RNA of Folsomia candida, 2365 nucleotides long. RefSeq lists its product as uncharacterized. Lineage: Eukaryota; Metazoa; Arthropoda; Collembola; Entomobryomorpha; Isotomidae. The record is from RefSeq and is a predicted model, not a curated record. Bases 186 to 1790 code for a protein of 534 amino acids. The transcript has 3 exons.